CAAAAUUUUCUUGUAGUUAUAUGUCGAUAGUGGUUGUCAGAAGGUGACACGUCAGAAUUUGUGGUUAUAACAACAGAAAAAGUAAACGUUAAAAUAUGGUCUCAAUCCUGAAUUCUAUCGAUACAGGGCACGAGGAUAUGAUCCACGAUGCCGAGGUGGAUUAUUACGGAUUACGUUUGGCUACCUGUUCAUCGGAUAACAGCGUAAAAGUGUACGACAUCAGAAACGGCACUUCUACCCUUCUGGACGACUUAAAGGGGCACUUCGGACCCGUUUGGCAGAUCGCAUGGAGUCACCCCAAGUACGGAAACCUUCUAGCUUCGUGCUCUUACGAUAGGAAAGUGAUAAUCUGGAAGGAGCAGCAACGGAAAUGGGCCAAAUACUACGAGUACGCCAAUCAUGAUUCCAGCGUUAAUUCGGUACAAUUCGCGCCUUCAGAGUUAGGUUUGAUGUUGGCAUGUGGAAGCAGCGAUGGAUCCAUAUCAAUUUUAACUUACCAACCUGAAACUAACAGCUGGGAUGCCAAAAAAAUACAGAAUGCUCAUGCCAUCGGUUGCAAUGCUGUUAGUUGGGCGCCCGCCAUUACUUCAGUGUUUAAUAACAACGAAACAGACCCGCAGACGCCUGUCAAAAGAUUAGUAUCAGGUGGGUGCGAUAAUUUAGUCAAAAUAUGGCGCGAAGAUGGCGACCGAUGGGUGGAAGAAGCAAAAUUAGAAGUGCACUCUGAUUGGGUAAGGGAUGUUGCCUGGGCCCCUUCUGUUGGCAUCCACAGACACACGAUCGCCAGUUGUUCUCAAGAUCGUAGAGUUUUUAUCUGGACCAGCACAGACUGUAUAAAUUGGAACUCGACUGUACUGCACACAUUUGACGAUGUUGUUUGGAAUGUAAGCUGGUCUUUGAAUGGAAAUAUUUUGGCGGUUUCUGGAGGAGAUAACAAAAUAACACUGUGGGACCAAAAUUCAGAAGGAACAUGGCAGUGUAUUAGUGAUGUUGCCAAAGGACAGGGGCAAAUUAAUUAAGCUUAUCUUUAUUUCUUCAUUUUAACAAAUUUAUAUUAUGCUUACUCGUUUAUUGUAAUAAAAUUUGUUUGCUUAUAGGUUUUAGAAUAUAUUUGUAAAUUAAUACAAUGACU
Brassicogethes aeneus is the source of this 1132-nucleotide messenger RNA. Lineage: Eukaryota; Metazoa; Arthropoda; Insecta; Coleoptera; Nitidulidae. The record is from the annotation of a GenBank genome assembly.